Messenger RNA from Pieris brassicae (large cabbage white), 2116 nucleotides. It is a transcript of the gene bbc, whose product is annotated as cholinephosphotransferase 1. The transcript has 9 exons. The coding region runs from base 139 to 1491 and encodes 450 amino acids. Gene Ontology annotation, molecular function: diacylglycerol cholinephosphotransferase activity; ethanolaminephosphotransferase activity. Gene Ontology annotation, biological process: phosphatidylethanolamine biosynthetic process. NCBI's taxonomy places the organism in Eukaryota, Metazoa, Arthropoda, Insecta, Lepidoptera, Pieridae. The record is from RefSeq and is a predicted model, not a curated record. Gene Ontology annotation, cellular component: Golgi apparatus; endoplasmic reticulum membrane.
GCGCAAUUUGCCAAUUUGACUUUUGCAAACGCGAGGGUUCAGUGAAUUUCUUGUGUCUUACCAAAUAAAAGUUGCGAUUAACGUGUGAUUUAUUUAGGAAUUGUUUUAUUUUGUUAAAUGUCGUGACAGUGACGAAAUAUGCAGUUUUAUAAGGAGAGGAUUCUCAACGCUGCUCAGUUAAAAAGACUAAGUGAACACAAAUAUUCUUGUAGCAGUGCCAGCUUACUCGAUGCAUGGCUCCAGCCAUGGUGGUGCUGGCUGGUUUCUAAAACGCCACUAUGGCUUGCACCGAAUCUCAUCACUAUAUUAGGUUUAAUUAUAAAUAUAGUUACUACUCUCAUUCUGGUUUGGUACAGUCCAGAUGCAAGACAAGAUCCACCAAGAUGGGCAUUUGCCUUAUGUGCUUUAGGAGUUUUUGUAUAUCAGAGUCUUGAUGCUAUUGAUGGUAAGCAGGCAAGAAGGACAGGAAGCCAGUCCCCUCUUGGAGAGCUAUUUGAUCAUGGCUGUGACAGUAUAUCUACUGUGUUUAUUGCUCUUGGAGCUUGUAUUGCUGUUAAGCUUGGAGAGUAUCCCACAUGGAUGUUUUUCCAGUGUUUUUGCGCAAUGACGCUGUUCUACUGCGCUCACUGGCAAGCCUACGUCACGGGCACCCUCAAAAUGGGUCGCAUUGACGUGACUGAAGCGCAGUACACGAUUAUCUGUAUACACCUCAUAUCUGCCACGCUCGGCGCCGACGUCUGGGCAACUCAGGUGGGCUCGCUGGAGAUGCGGUACUCGCUGGGUGGCGCCGCGGUGAUCGGCGCCGUGAUGACGCUGGGAUCCCUCGCCGCCGCCCUUGUCGCCGGCGGCGUCGGAAAGAAUGGCUCCACAGUCGCCCUUCCGACGAUUAACGUCAGCGUUAACCUGCUGUCUAAUUACUUCGUCGUGCUCCUCAACAUAUACCUGGUCUUCGGAUACAUUAAGGUCAUAAUGCGCGGCGGAGUUGGGAAAAACGGCUCUACGGUCGCAGGCACCAGUAUCCUGACGCCAGUAUUUCCCUUCUCGUUCGUGGUGGUCCCGGCGUUCAUAAUCUUCCAGAAGAGUGAGUCGCAGGUGUAUCAGAACCACCCGGCGCUCUAUAUCUUGGCGUUCGGAAUGGUCGCCGCCAAAGUCACGAAUCGACUCGUCGUGGCCCACAUGACCAAAAGCGAGAUGGACUACUACGAUUGGGCCCUGGUGGGUCCCGCGAUGCUCUUCCUCAACCAGUACUUCAAGAACGCGUUGCCGGAGUACUACGUGCUCUGGCUGUGCUUCGCCUGGGUGGUGGUGGAGUUGAUACGAUACUGCGGGCAAAUAUGCAUGGAGAUCUGCGAGCACCUCAAAAUCCACUUAUUCCGUAUCUCGCCCGCGUCCGCCGCCGCGUCCGCCCCCGCUUCCUUCUCCGCUCGCCACAAGCAAGCGGACAGAAACGGUACGAACCGGCGGUCCGCUCCCACGACGCGAUAUUCUUAAGACUAGUCGUUACCUUACUAUCGCGAACUCAAAUCCGGUAGCUAUCACGUACACAUAGGGGACGCCGAGCGGUGAGUUGUCGCGCUGUGCGCUUGCGACGCCUCACCGAGUAUACGUACGAACGCGUCGCUAUAUUCAGUAUGAGAACUGUCGGCGUAGAGCCAGUCGAGUUGCGCUCAAAUUGUAACAUUAAUCGAAGUCGACACGCGAAGAGGGUGAAAAUUAAAAGGUUGUUAAGGAUCGCGGCUCAGCCGUCGGCGAGUCACUCGUUCAGUUGUGACAUUUCGAUUUUCACUCUCGAUUAUCGGUGAUGGCGCUCCGUACCCGUAUAUUGAGAUUACAUGUAUUAUUAUGUAUGUGUAUGCUAUUACUAUAUAUCAAUAAACGCACUUAUAACUCGAACUGUCUUCUAUCGCUAAUUUCAUGUUCAAAUGAUUCUAAUCUAUUAAAAUUGUCUAUGACCGCUCACCGUGACUAGUGUCGUGUAGUCCUUUUCUGAAACAUUAAAAUAGCUGAAGGGACGAAAAACUUCCCGGCUUUAACCGUUCGAUUUCAUGUAAAAUAUUAUCUCAAUUGAAUUCAAGGUCUCGUGUACACAAUGUGAAAUAUAUUAUGUCUAUUUGAA